Messenger RNA from Lacerta agilis (Sand lizard), 1587 nucleotides. RefSeq names its product thyroid receptor-interacting protein 11-like. The record is from RefSeq and is a predicted model, not a curated record. Bases 200 to 1510 code for a protein of 436 amino acids. The transcript has 11 exons. Lineage: Eukaryota; Metazoa; Chordata; Lepidosauria; Squamata; Lacertidae.
GCCAACUCCCUCUUGCCACCCGCCUGAAAAGCGUAACGGAUUUUUAGGACAUGAAUCGCCAUGACCAUUAUUGCCUCCCAUAGUGGCUUACAUCAAUACAAAGGAGAAACAGGCCUUGUCAUUGGACUUAGAAUGUAAAAAGUCAAGACACACAAGGAAAGAGGAGUGGUAAAAAAAGGAAGACAAGGGACAAAGCGAAAUGGAGAAUUCAUCUUCAAGCAUAGAAUCUGAAUACAUCAAGAACCUCCAACAGCAAAUUUACUUCCUUGAACUGGAAGCUAAUUUUCUUCGUGAACAAGCUAAAAAACACACCAAACUGCAACCUCUCAUUGCAUCUGAAACAGAACAAAUGCUGCAUAAGCUACAGGAAUUACAGUCUUAUUCUGAUGGCCUUCAGCUGGAGCUAAAGAGAAAAGAAAGUGGUUUGAACAUACUGAAAACAGAGAGGGAACAACUUAGUAACCAGAUCAACAUGGCUGAUGAGCGUCAUUUAAAAGAGAAACAGGCUUUGGUAGAAGAAAUCAUAGCACCAAAGAGAAAGAAGGAACAAAAUGACAGAGAGAUCUCUGCAAAAGAGGUAGAGAUACUGCGUGCUCAACAGGAACUGGAGCAGCAACAGAUGAACCUGAGUAACACAGAACAUACUAUCCUUGUACUACAAGCAAAGGUUAAGCAACGGUCAGAACAGCAGAAGGCGGUGGAGCUGCAGCUUUCUGAAAAGAGGCAGGAGUUAUUGAAAGUUCAAUCUGCUGUGAAUGAAAUGGAAGAUAAGAUCUUUAAGAAAACAGCAGCGAUGCAAGAACAAAUCACUCACAGACUACGGAAUGAGAUAUCUCUCCUUCAUCAACAAAUGCGUGAGAAAGAGCUACUAGCAGAACAGGAUCGUUUCUUAAGAAGUAAAAUGGUGGAUGAUUAUAGAGCUUUGAACAAGGAAAAUUCUGCACUGCGGUCCAGGCUUUUGGAACUUACCAGGCAAACAAGCAUUGAGAAAGCACUCAAGGAGGAGAGUUAUACAUCACACUCUGCCAGCAUUGCUCAGUUUCUUACUUUGAAAGAUCGUGAAGAACAUCUGCAACAAGAGAUCAAGAGGCACCAAGAACUCCUGAAGCAGGAAAAUAACAUCUUCCAGGAUCUUGAGGAUAAGAUUAGAAUUUUUGAAAAAAGAAACACAUCUUUUAAGUUAAGCAUUGCAACAAUGAGCAGUCAAGUAACUGAAGCUAGAGCCUUGUUGGACAGAGAGGAGCAGGACAAUGUUGAACUAAAAAGAGACAAAGUUCUGCUGGUCGAUCUUGCAUCUAAUCUACAGAACCAGCUCAUUGAUAAAGAAAGCAGUCUUCUACAGACUUCCAAUAAGUUGCUGCAGCUGGAUGAAGCAAUAUCAGCGUUAAAAACAAGGCAUGUGUUACAUCAGUCUCUUGAUUCAGAAAAAUGGGAUACAAUCUCUAAAAUGGCAGAUUCCAUGAAGAAACUCAACAAGUCAAUGACAAAUGUAGUCAAAAUGGGAAAAUAGGAAUCUGGUACUGCAGAUGGGUUUUGAUGUCUUAGAAUUUUGAACACUGAUGAAUUUUAAACAACAUUUAUAUGGUG